Messenger RNA from Plasmodium gallinaceum, 4380 nucleotides. RefSeq names its product surface-associated interspersed protein (SURFIN). The transcript is spliced from 2 exons. NCBI's taxonomy places the organism in Eukaryota, Apicomplexa, Aconoidasida, Haemosporida, Plasmodiidae. The annotation marks the transcript as partial. The record is from RefSeq and is a predicted model, not a curated record.
AUGAAAAAAAACUCAACCUCAAAAAAUGCAAGAUUAUUAUCACAAUUAGAAGAAAUUUCCUGCAUGUUAAAUCAAAAAAAUGCUACAAUAGAAAACAAAUCCAAUUUAACUAAUGAUACAAUUAAGCUCAAUACAGAAAUUCAAUCAUUUAUGAAUGAUACUCGUAAUGAACUUCAAUUUUAUCUUGAAGACAAUAAUAUUAAGAAUGACACAGAAAAAUGUCAAAAGGCAUCCACAUACAUAAAUUGGAGGGGAAUGGACUAUGUUAAUUUGCUAUUAAGUGAAAAAGAAGAUUAUAAUAUCUCCUGUCUUGUUGAAAAAUGGAAUAAGAAAAAAGGAUCUUUUGAAAGAAGUAUAGAUGAAGAAAUAAAUUCAACAUGUAAUGCAACAACUUUUGAUUAUUGUGCUAUUUUGAAUAAAAAUGAAAACUGCACUAGACCUUAUGAAUAUAAUGAUCUAUCAGUAAGCCCAUUAUUAACAUACGAUAAACUCAGUCAAGAUACUUAUAGUACUAACAAAACUAAAAUUAUUGAAGAUAGAGAGAAUAGGUUUCACAAUAUUACUAAUGAUAUAUCUCAUUACUAUUACCAAAUGUAUGAAAGUAACAGAUCUCCACGUAAUUGUGGAAAGUGGAGUAUGUAUAUAUAUAAGAGAGGAAUGCAAUUUGUUAAUAUGUACACCAAUGAAUUUUAUAAUGAUGAAAGAUAUAUAAAUAAUUCCAUUACAAGAUGGAAUCAACAUAGUAAUAAUAUACAAACUGCUGUGUUUGAUGAUACUAAAAAUCAAUGUAAUAUGACAACAUUAAUUUAUCAAAUUAAAGAACGAAAAAAUAGAACUGAUCCAUAUAAUUUAGAUUGGCUUCCUUCAAAUAGCACUCAAAAUAAACCUAAUGAAACCUUAUAUAAUACAACUAUAUUACAAGAUAAUUUACAGCCUACAACUGAAAUUCCUAAUGCAUUACCUAAUGUUACCACUACAAGUUUAUUGGAUAGCAAUACGAGUAUUGAUAAUAACAUAAGUGGUACCAAUACCUCUGAUAAUAUAUACAUAAGAACCACCUCUGUACCAUCGAUGACUACAGAUAAAAUUGAUUUAGAAACUGCAACCACAAUUUCUCCAAAAGACUCAACACAAUCCAAUUCUUUAACUCCAAAUGAUACAAUACAUCCUAAUACUAAUAAUAUAUCUAACACAACCUCAUCAUCACAUUCCCCCGAGGUUGUAACAUCUCCUACAACUGAAACAUUACCUUCAAAUUCUACUACAAGUAGUGGCACACCUUCGGUUACACCUUUACCUGGAGAAAUAUCUGCUACAACGGCCAAUGAUUAUUCUAAUACUACUAUGAAGUCAUUUACAAAUAAUACUGCACCUUCUACUACUAUCACUCCACCUCUUACAACUGCAUCUUUGCCUUCUGAAAGUGCAAUUUCUGUAAAAAAAAUUAUACCUACAAAUAGCACUGAAUCUCCUACAAUUGAUUCUUCUUCUUCUGAGAUUGAACCUUCUCCUACAACUCCUACACAUAGCUCUACACCUUCACUACCUUCAUCUACUCCUACGAUCACCAUUUUGCCUUCCACAAAUAAUUCUGUAUCUCCAACUGAUAACACAGAACAUCCUACAUCUACAAUUGACUCUUCUAUAAGUGGUAAAAAAUCUUCGUCAAUACAUAAUUCUACAGAUUCUAUAUCUAAUAUGGAAUCUUCUACGAGCAAUACUACACAUUCUACAGCUACAUCUUCUUUUUCCACUGAGAUAAAACCAUCUGAAACUACAUCAUCAAUUUCCUCUAAAACUACAUCUGUUAUUAAUCACGAUUCUCCCACAAUUGAUAUGAAUACUUCUACAAUUAAUUAUGAUUCCAUAAAUAGAUCUGAAACUUCUAUAAAUACACCUAAAUCCUCUAUUCCUCGUGUUGUGUAUCCUACAACUGUAACUGAAUCUUUUAAAGAUACAUCUAUACUCCCUACGACUGUAGAUACUAAUAUUACUAUCACUUCACCUUUAACAGAUAAUUCUACACCUUUCUCGACAAAUGGCAUUGAAAAUUCUACUACUACCAUUGAACCUUCUACAAACAGAGUUGCAUCUCCUGAAACUGACAUUACAUCUCUUGCAAUUAACACUACAUCUCCUACUUCUGAUAUUAUAUCUCCAACUCCACUUUCAUAUUCUCCUGAUAAUACACCUAUUCUCACAACUCCAACUGCUUUUUUUCCUACAACAAAUAACAAUUUACCUUCAAAUCAAACAGAUAUUAUCCAACUGCAGAACCAAGAAAAUACACAUGCCCCUCUUAUGCAGGCUCAACAAUAUAAACUUGAAAAUAAUACUGUAAAUGCUUCAAUAAGUCCAAAUGCGACUGUUCCAUAUACUUUGACGCCAUCCCCAUCAAAUAUUCCUACGAAUGUUAUGCCUACAGUUAAACCUACAGAUAAUUUAUUAAUAAUGGUUUCAGGAGGUAUUUUUCUUUUAGGAAUUAUUUUUUUUUUGAUUCUUCUUUGUAAAUAUACUCCCAUUGGAUCUUGGAUUCGUAAUAGGAAGUCAAAAAAAAAAAAAGCAAGAAAAAAGAUUAAGAAAAUAACAAGGGAACCGUUGUUAAUGGAUACAAACAAUAUAAAGAAUGAACCAAUAAAUAAUGAAAAUUAUUCGUUCUUAUACCACGAAAAAGAAAUACCACUAUGUGAUAUGAUUUUGGAAAAUGAAAAUGAUUUGAAGUAUAAACAUGUGAAGAAAUCCAAAUCACAUAAAGGAAUGUAUAUGGAAAAUGACAAAGAUUUGAAGUUUGAAAAAAUGAAGAAAUCCAAAGCACAUAAAGGAAUGUAUAUGGAAAAUGAAAAAGACAUGAAGCAAGAAAAAAUGCAGAAAUCCAAAACACAUGAAGGUACCUAUAUGGAAAAUGAAAUAGAUUUGAAGUAUGAUAAAAUAAAGAAAUCCAAAGCACAUAAAGGAAUGUACAAGAAUAGUGAAAAAGAUUUGAACUAUGAACAAAUCCAGAAAUCUAAUGCUCACGAAGGAACGUAUAUGGAAAAUGACAAAGAUUUGAAGUUUGAACAAAUUAAAAAAUCCAAAACACAUGAAGGAAACUAUAUGGAAAAUGAAAAUAAACGCAUUUGUGAUGUUACAGAAGAAGAGUCAAAUAAGAAUGAAAAUGAACUUAUAUGUGAAGAAAAAUUAAAUAAAGAUAAUCCUAAAAGUGAAAUUGAAAAAGCGGAAUUGAAUGUAGAUGAAUCUAGAAAUGAAAUUAAAGACGAAUUAAAUAAAAAUAGAUUAGAAGAAAAUCCUUUUCAAACUGUAUUGAAUAUUAGAAAUGGCACAUUAAAUGAGGAAAUAGAAAAUGAAAUAAAUUUACAAAAAGAAAAACCUAUAUGUGAUUUUGAAAUGAAAAAUUUAGAAAAUAAAACGUCAAUCAAGAAUGAUGUAUGUAGUUGGAAUACAUGGAUAAAUAUACAUUUGAUAGCCUUACUUGAAAAUAAAAAAGAAGAAUGGAAAUUGAAUAAAACCGAAUUUUUUAAUAUUUGUUUAGAAGAGAUCAAAAAAGAUGGAGAAAAUUCUAAUUUAAAAGAAAUGGGAAAUAAUUUUGUAAUGAAAAUAAAAGAAGAAAAUAAUACCGAUACAAUAGAUAAAAAUAGUAGUAUAUUAGAGAAAUAUAAAAAUGAAAUGUGGUUUAUUAAUUUGAAGAAAGAAUGGAAACAAGAACAAGAAAAACACUUACAAUAUUUAGAAGAACAUGAAAUUAAAAAAAUGUCAGAAUUGGGAUUAAACAAUUUUAUUCUAGGUAAAAAAAAAAAAAUCUGGAAGGAAUGGAUAGAAUGGCAAAUAAAGCAUUCAUACGAAUACAAAAAUCAGAAAUGGUUUGUACAAUUGCAAGAAGAAUAUGAAAAAGAAGAAAUUGAAGAAAAUUUAAAGGAAGAAAAUAUAGAGAAAGAAGGAAAUAACGGAAUAGAUAAAAAUGAAAUGAAGAAAAAUUUGGAAAGGAGAAUUUUGUUAGAUAUUUAUAUGAUGUUAUUAGAGGAAUGUAUAAAAGAAGAGUUGCAAAAAGAAGAAGAAUUUUAUAAAACGAACAUAAUAGAGAUAAGAAAAUUUAAAAAUUUGGACGAAGAAACAAAUAAAUUAGAAAAAAUAGAGAGAGAAAGAAGUUCGAAUGUUAUAUCAGAGAAAGAAAAAGAGGAAAUAGAAAAAUGGAAAAAAGAAAAAUGGUUUAUUGAGUUAAUGUUAGAAUGGAAAAAUAAUGAAGAAAAAUAUAUGAUGGAGAUAAAUGAAGAAAUUUUAGCAAAAAAGGAUCAAGGAAGAGUAAUGGAUAUUAUCUUAGAAAGACAAGGCAAUAUAUUGAAAAAACAUUGUGAAAAUAUUUAUAGAAAGUGGAAAGAAGAUGAC